Molecule: messenger RNA, 2058 nt
Organism: Aspergillus calidoustus
Lineage: Eukaryota; Fungi; Ascomycota; Eurotiomycetes; Eurotiales; Aspergillaceae
Source: the annotation of a GenBank genome assembly
AUGACCCAACUACCCAGGAGAAAACCGCCUCCCAACCUGACCCCAGCCGCCUUGGUAGCGUCACCAACCCGCAGCCAACCAGUUCCAAACGCCUCUGGGACUCUCUCCGUGUACACAGAGCUCUUCCCCGCCACCGAAGAUACACCAAUCGCACAUGGCGGAAUAUGGAUCCUGGACCUGAACUCUACCCGCUCGUGGCCAAUUCCUGGCACCCCCAGUGCCCGGUUUCCUCAGUGGCUUGGUCGCAGCGACCAGCUUAUCUGGCUCGAGGCGUGCCCGGAUGGGCAUACGCGGUUUGUCGUUGCGGAUGCCCGCCUUCGCGGGGAGAGGUAUGUGGCUGGAACUGUUGCGGGGCCGGUUUGGGAUCUUCGCACGACGCGUGUUGCGAAUAUGGGGGAUCCCGCGGAUGAUGUCGACGAUGAUCUGGGUUUUGCCGUUGUCGGGGAGGUCGAUGGCGACGGGCGGUUAUUCAAUCCACUGGAAGGUGGUCGGAGUCUGAAGGAUACGGCUGGUGGCCCGGGAAUCUGUCGUCGUCCUGGCCAUGUCCACUGCCGACAGGAGAUGGGCCACCGGCGAAUUGUCAUAUGGGUGACAAACCUGAUGGCGUACUUCGAUCUCGGGAACGUCUCGCUGCAGUCCCAGUCUGACGAGAAGGGACAAGAGAUUUGUCCAGACUUUGUUAUAUCUUCCUGGGUGAUCCUCUUCACGGCCCAAGAUCCCGAGGUCGACAGUGCAACACACACGGUCUCUUCAUGCUACAUCUGCCCGAUGCUCGACUGGAGCGGGCUGCUCGUUCCCGACGACUACUACAAAGCGUUCCGGCAUCGUGGCCUUGGAGGAGCCUGCUCAUCUCCAGCAGUAAGCAACAGAGGGCAAGUAGGAUUCCUAGCCCAGAAGCAAGACGGGUUUGCGGCGGGUAAGAACCGGAUUAUUGUUGUCACCGACAACCAGAGGGGGCUAUAUGAGGAGAUAUUCGCCUCUGCUGAUGGCAAGGGUCAGUGGGACCUCAGUCCCUCUCGUGUCUCAUUCGCCGCCAACGGGAGACUGCUUCUCAGUGUCGAAGAAAAGGGCCGGAAAGUGCUGUAUCAGCUGGAUCCCGUUGAUGGGGCGACACCGGCUGAUCUAAAGCGCAUCGCUCCAUCCGCCUCGUCCGCAAAGUCUAUUGUCUAUGCCACACCACUAGGCGACAUUCAUCCCCUGCACGACCUUGUCGCUGGAGCUAUAGCUGAGUUCCCACUCGAUAAUCCACGCUUCGGACUAUCCAAGGACCAAAUAAAAGAGGCUUGGUUCCCCAGCGCAGACAACCGCAAGAUCCACGCAUGGGUGAUCAAGCCGUCGUUCUUCAACCCAGAACACAAGUACCCCCUCGCCUACUUUAUCCAGGAUAGCCAACACGGCAGCUGGAGCAGUAUCUGGAGUACCAGCACCACCACCAGCCCGAAUCUAGCCUUCUUCGCCGAACACGGCUACGUGGUCGUCGCGCCCAAUAUUACAGGGAGCAUUGGGUACGGCGAGGACUUCGUAAACGGCACACAGCAUUCCCCCACUGACACGGCCUACCAAGACCUUCACCACGGAUUCAAGUACAUCCAGAAUGAACUCCCCUACAUUGACAGCCGCCGCGCCGUUGCCCUCGGAUGUGAGUACGGUGGAUACAUGGUAAACUGGAUCCAGGGCCACGACCUCGGCCGUCGAUUCCGCGCGCUAGUGUCUUGUAACGGGAUCUUCAGUAUCAUGACCUACCUCGCGGCUGACGUGCAGCAUCCCGGCUUCCACGAGCUGGGCGGGCCACCCUGGCUCGCUGCGGAGGAGUGGAGGCGCGCGGAUCCCGCGCGGCAUCUACAUAACUGGAAGACGCCGCAGAUGGUUAUUUACGACCCGGUAGAUGCGCAGGUUCGCGUCUCUGACGCACUGGCGGCUGUCAAGACACUGCGGCUCAGGGAGGUGGAGUGUGAGUUCUUGGAUUUGGAGGCAAGUGGGGGCCAUAUGAACCGACCAGAACGUCAAGUGCUGUUUUAUCACACUGUUCUUGAUUGGAUGGCAAGGUAUACAAAGUAA